AUGUUGUUCUUCGUGAUACCCCUGACUUGGCGUUCCUGCGAAAAUGCAACUGUUGAAAAGGCGAGUGCAGUUCUCAACACCACCACCACAGAUCCGAGCAAACUGAUCCAACUUGCUGACCAAUUUCUGGCCAAAAAUGUAACCUGCAUGAACGUUGAUGGUGUGAAUGCCUGCAAACUGGCUGGAGGUUCCUGUCGUACGAUUGUGGAUGGCUUCUACAUCGAAAUUGGAUUAUGUCUUCUUGUUGGUCUUGUAUCCUACUUCACGAUCCUUCGUGGAAUGGCUAAGUCAUUGGAUUGUCUUCCACUCAAGGCCUGUUGA
This is a messenger RNA of Rodentolepis nana, 321 nucleotides long. The record is from the annotation of a GenBank genome assembly. Lineage: Eukaryota; Metazoa; Platyhelminthes; Cestoda; Cyclophyllidea; Hymenolepididae.